Messenger RNA from Drosophila santomea, 1569 nucleotides. RefSeq names its product protein nullo (gene nullo). Bases 830 to 1492 code for a protein of 220 amino acids. NCBI's taxonomy places the organism in Eukaryota, Metazoa, Arthropoda, Insecta, Diptera, Drosophilidae. The record is from RefSeq and is a predicted model, not a curated record. The transcript has a single exon.
UAUGUAUAUAAAAGCUUUACACUCUGAAAUUGGUUUAAGAACAUCACUCACACAUUCAGGCAAGUUGUAUAAUUAGCUGCCUGUUAUUUUUCUCUGUGCACUGUGCUCCCUUUAUGGCUCUGCUGCAAUUCAUUAAGAAUUUCCUCCUGCGCAGACAGCCAAGUCUUAAGUGGCUGUUCCACCAGCAGCACCACCACUAGCUUCUCCACUGCUCCAUGGCCACUUCUCGUCCAGAAAGUGCAGCAGCUCCUUACAGCGGGCAAUUAUGUCUCGAGGAUGAGGAUGUUGGAUAUCCUGGCCAGCGAGCAGCAGGCGACAGCAAAUGACAGGCCAUUAAAUGCCCGUUGCCUGCUCGACCAGGAUGAGGUUAAGGUUAAGGAUGAGUCUCAAGUUAACCCAAGCUAACUUGCACGUGCAAGGAUUGCAGGGGCAAUAAAACGGAAUCGCGAAUCUUGCAAAACCCCGAAAUCGUGGCCAAAUGUUGCCUCAUAAAACGAUGCACAACAAGGGGAUUAUGGUCAGGGUUAGGGGUUAUGGGUUAGCAGGGUUAGGACUUUAUGAAGGUCGCAGGUUAGCUCGCAGUUUGGGUCGCAGUUUGGGUCGCAGCUUAGGUCGCAGUUUAGGUGCCGGUUAGCGAAUAAGACCUGAUCCCUAUUAGGGUGUGUACCUGGAGCAUAUCUAUAUACCUGGAGCCAAGUACUAGGGUAUAUAUGCCCGCUGCUCGGUGGCAAUCAGCAUCAGUUGUCCAACAACAGUUACACCGCUAACAUCGUUCACCGUACAGUGAAGCUACUAUACUAUAUACCAAAAUAUCUCACAAAAACUCAAGAUGGGCAGCACACAUUCCGCUGAGCAGGUAAACAGUGUGGAGGACACAACCAGUCCCGGCAAUCCUGGCAUCUUCUGCACGGCGGCAUCCCUGCCCAACUUCAUCAGCAAUAUCCAGCGACUGGUGCUCCGCAAGCUGAGCAUCUCGGCGAGGAAACAAAAGCGACUGAGUAAGCGCUCCAAGCAACUACUGCGACCCAUGCCCCGCUGCUCGUCCUUCGGAUCCAGCGGCACUCUACUGACGCCCACCAAGAAGUCCUGCAGCCUGGCCGAUCGCCGCUAUGCCCAGUGGAAGUGCAGCUUCGAGCACCUGGCCAGGAAGCAGUCGCCGCCGCGUCUCCAUGACAUCAGCGAGGCCAUGACUGGACAGACCACGCCCCCUGGCUUUCCCUCCCACACGGAUGCCAAGCGCUGCCUGGUGGCCAGUUCGAUGGAGGACGCCAGUUCGCCGGAUUCGCCGCUCUACGAUUUGGCGGGCGGUGGCCAGAAACUCCGCCGCCGCCUCAGCUUGCGCAGCCACGCCCCCGUGCGCCGCCCAUCCGCCCGGCAGAAGGCGGUGCAGGCCAAGCUGGAUGCCCAGCUGCAGCGGGAUCUUCGCGACCUGGAGGAUUACUAUGGCGGCUUCCACUUUGCCCAGCGUCGCGAGCGUUUGGUCAAGGUAUAAAUAAUAAUAAGACAUUUUGAAUAAUUUUGAUAGCAAAUAUUGUGAUAGCUCGUAAGCCCUAAAGUCCUGAAUAAAAU